UCCGUGAUCAACAACAACGGUGAACUCUUUCAGGACUUUCCUGCAUCGUGGUCUGUGCUGGUGGACAAGGGCUACAUUGGCCUGACUGCGUCGACGCGAGCCAUCCACCCGAAGAAGCGUCCCUCGAACGGAUCCCUCGAUCGCCACGACCUGGAACGGGACGCCAACGUCUCGUCAGAUCGUGUCAUCGUGGAGAACUUCUUCGGGAGGGUGUGUCUCCUGUGGAAGAUCUCCUACGCAACGUUUGUGUGGGGUACGAAGUGCUACGAUGCCAUCCAACGCCUUACCUUCACGCUGACCAACUUCCACCUGACGCUCAUGGCCCUGCGCCAAGAGGAUCAGCAUCAGUACCGCGCAGUCCUGGCACAUUACCGACGUAUGGUGGAAGAAAACAACGCCAAGCGCGCCGCCAUCCAGCGUCGCUACGCUGUUCGUCGCGCGGAGAGAAUGGCUACGGAGUCGUUGCGUUCUUCUUUUGCUGCUCGCGUGUCUUUCUCACCUUCCGCGAACACCCGCCGCUAA
This is a messenger RNA of Aphanomyces astaci, 522 nucleotides long. RefSeq lists its product as hypothetical. The annotation marks the transcript as partial. The record is from RefSeq and is a predicted model, not a curated record. The transcript has a single exon. Lineage: Eukaryota; Oomycota; Saprolegniomycetes; Saprolegniales; Verrucalvaceae.